Molecule: messenger RNA, 1242 nt
Organism: Gavia stellata (red-throated loon)
Lineage: Eukaryota; Metazoa; Chordata; Aves; Gaviiformes; Gaviidae
Gene: IP6K3
Product: inositol hexakisphosphate kinase 3
Exons: 5
Coding region: 1-1242 (413 amino acids)
Biological process (GO): phosphatidylinositol phosphate biosynthetic process; inositol phosphate biosynthetic process
Cellular component (GO): cytoplasm; nucleus
Molecular function (GO): inositol hexakisphosphate kinase activity
Source: RefSeq, a predicted model, not a curated record
AUGGUGGGGCAGAGCCCGCUGGACCCCGGCGAGAGCAGGACCGCCGUCCUCCUGGAGCCCUUCGUCCAUCAGGUGGGCGGCCACAUGAGCAUGAUGAAGUACGACGAGCACACGGUCUGCAAGCCCCUGGUCUCGCAGGAGCUGAGCUUCUACGAGUCGCUGCCCUUGGCCAUGAGGCAGUUCACACCCCAGUACAAAGGCAUCGUUUCCGUUCACCUCAAAAAGGACAGCCUGGGCAACCUGACCCUGAUUGCCAGCCCCAGCCUGCAGACAGAGAGCUGCGGCCGGCUGGAUAACGCCAUCAGUGACUCCUCGGUGACGAUACGGCACAAAUGCAAGUGGGCUGCCAGCACCGGCACCAGCAGCGAGCGCACGCUCGUCAAGUGGAGUCACACGCAGCUCACCAAGACUUUCAAAGACAGCUGCCCGGGGAAGAUGCUAUUGAGGACAGACCUUCAGUACCGCACAGAUCCACUUUUGGAAGACGCAAACAGAAACCAGCCAGAAAGAAACAGCUACAACCCCUGGGGACUGCACUGUCACAGGCAGCACCUGAACCGCAUGUCCUCCAAGCAUAAUGAGAACAAACUUCAUCAGUUUCUAUUGCUUGAAAAUGUGGUAUCAAAAUACAACUAUCCCUGCAUCCUGGACUUAAAGAUGGGAACCCGGCAGCAUGGCGAUGAUGCCUCGGAGGAGAAGAAAGCCCGGCACAUCAAGAAGUGUGAACAAAGCACCUCUGCGUCUCUGGGCGUGCGCAUCUGUGGGAUGCAGGUUUACCAAGCGGACACUGGCCAUUUUCUCUGCAAAGAUAAGUAUUACGGCAGGAAACUCUCACCGGAGGGAUUCCGGCAAACCUUGCGCCAGUUCCUGUGCAACGGUAACCACCUCCGAACGGAUCUCCUGGAGCCCAUCAUCCUGCGGCUAAAAGCUCUGCUUUCUGUCAUUAGGAAGCAAAGCUCUUACAGGUUCUACUCCAGCUCACUUCUCAUCAUUUAUGACGGACAGGAGCACAAGGAGAACACGGCACCCUUGGAUAAUCACCUUCACUUCCAAAAAACAAACCGCACCAUGUCACAGGGCGCUAAUCACUCCAGAGUUGACGUCCGCAUGAUAGACUUUGCCCACACCACUUUUAAAGGCUCCAAAUGCAAUCACACCACUUACGACGGGCCAGACCACGGCUAUAUUUUUGGCUUAGAGAACCUCAUCAAAAUCCUUCAGAAUAUCUUGGAAGGAAAAUGA